Messenger RNA from Pantherophis guttatus, 924 nucleotides. RefSeq names its product olfactory receptor 10G6-like. The record is from RefSeq and is a predicted model, not a curated record. Gene Ontology annotation, biological process: G protein-coupled receptor signaling pathway. NCBI's taxonomy places the organism in Eukaryota, Metazoa, Chordata, Lepidosauria, Squamata, Colubridae. Gene Ontology annotation, molecular function: olfactory receptor activity; G protein-coupled receptor activity. Gene Ontology annotation, cellular component: membrane.
AUGGUGUGCGAAAACCAAACAACCCUGAUGCAUUUUGUCCUCUUGGCGUUCCCGUACCCACCCGUAUUGCAUGUCCUGUUGUUAUUCUUUUUCGUGUGCAUCUACCUGUUGACUCUUCUUAGUAACUUGCUGGUCUUCUUGGCCACGAUCCACGAACCUCAGCUACAUAAGCCAAUGUACUGGUUCCUUUGCCACUUAGCCAUUGUGGAUAUUGCCACCUCCACCAUUGUGGUACCCAAGAUGAUCGCUUCCUUUCUGGACGGCAACAAAGGCAUCUCAUUUGCAGGCUGUGUAACUCAGCUCUUCUCCUACCAUUUCGUGGGCUGCACAGAAUGCUUCCUUUACACCGUGAUGGCCUACGACCGCUUCUUGGCCAUCUGCUGGCCGCUUCACUACAGUAUCCUCAUGAACCGCAAAAUCUGCCUUUGGCUUUGUAUGGGCACCUGGUUUGGUGGGUGCUUGCAUUCAAUCAUAGAGACAACCCUGACUUUUCAGUUGCCUUAUGGACCACGGAACGAGGUGAGCUACAUCUUUUGUGACAUCCCAGCCAUGCUGAAGCUGGCGUGCGUGGACACCUCCUUCAAUCAGAUGUUCACCUUGAUUGACAUUGGUCUGGUGGCCAUGAGUUGUCUUCUGCUUAUUCUGGUGUCCUAUGUCUACAUCGUCUUUGCUAUCCUGAGGAUUCGCAAUACUGACGGCCAACGGCAUGCCUUCUCCACCUGCACGGCUCAUGUAAUCUUGGUGAUAACCUUUUAUACGCCUCUCGGUUUCACAUUCCUGAGGCCAGGAGCAGAAGUUCACCUCGGAGGGGCGGUUGCUAUAUUCUAUACCGCGGUGACUCCUUUCCUGAAUCCGGUUAUAUAUACGCUCCGAAACAAGGAGAUGAAAAAUGCCAUCUUGAAAUUAAAAGGCAGGAAAUCUUAA